UUUUUUCCAAAAUUUGUCGGAAAAUCAAACAGUUUAAUCGUUUUAAACAGAAGAAAAUUGGUGCAAAAACUUAUUUCGAACUUAUAAAAAGCUCUUCCGAUUGUCGUUUUAAUCAGAAGGAUCCGGCCGGAAAUCCAAACGAUGUCGGUGGUGAUCGAAACAACGAUCGGUGACGUUACGGUGGAUCUGUUCCUGACCGAGCGUCCUCGCGCUACCCUGAACUUCCUGAAGCUGUGCAAGCUGAAGUACUAUAACUUCAAUCUGUUCCACACUAUCCAGCAUGGGUUCAUCUCCCAGACCGGAGAUCCGGGUGGCUCCGGGGAUGGCGGGUCCUCCAUUUGGGGCGUAAUCGAAGGAAAACAUAAGAGGUACUUCGAAGGAGAAACCGUUCCGAAGAUUCGCCACACGGAACCGGGUCUGCUGUCGAUGGUGUGCGCCGGCGAAGGGCUUAUCGGUUCGCAGUUUUUCUUUACCCUGGGAGCGGAUCUAAGUUCCCUGGACGCCGGAGGUCAUGUUGUAAUCGGCGAAGUGGCCGAGGGACACGAAGUGUUGCGUAAACUUAACGAGGUUAUAUGUGACGAAAAGAAUCGCCCCUACAAAGAUGUCAGAAUUACCCAUACGGUGGUGUUGGACGAUCCAUUCGAGGAUCCUAGGGGUUUCCGUGAGCCAAGUCGGUCUCCUUCGCCCUCGGCUGAACGGCUGGCGGGUGGCAGGAUUGCGGCCGACGAGGACAUCGACGAUACGGAGGGGAAAACGAUGGAAGAAAUUGCCGAACAAUUGGCAGAGAAAGAAGCUAAGGCUCGGGCUACAAUAUUGGAAAUUGUCGGUGACAUUCCGGAUGCGGAUAUGGCCCCUCCGGAAAACGUUUUAUUCGUUUGUAAAUUGAAUCCUGUCACGACGGAUGAUGAUUUACAAAUCAUUUUCAGUCGGUUUGGAAAGAUUAAGGGAUGCGAGGUGAUCCGCGACAAAGUAUCCGGUGACUCACUUCAAUAUGCUUUUAUAGAAUUUGAAGACAAAAAGUCCUGCGAAGGCGCCUACUUCAAAAUGGAUAAUGUACUUAUUGACGAUCGUCGGAUUCAUGUUGAUUUCUCACAGUCAGUAUCGAAAAUGCGUUGGAGAGGUAAAGGUAAAGGAAUCGUGUACAUGGAUGGGGCUGAUGAAAAAGAACCAGUCAAAGAGAGCCGCUCAAAAGAUUCUCAGAAGGACCGGAAACGAGCUCCCAGUCGCUCAAAAGAUCGCAGAAGAUUAGAACCGUCAAAAAGUCGAUCGAGAUCGCCAAGCUAUCGGCGUCGCGAUCGAAGUCCCAGACAGAGACCAAGAGACGAUGGCAGAAGUCAAAGAAAAUCAUCUCCUAGAUCGAGUCAACAUCGAGAUUUACGGGUUAAACUGUCCGAAUCAAACACAGCACAUUUUGAAGACCGAAAUGGACGAGAGAUACGGGUCGUUGAAGGGAUGGUAGAUUAUAAAAAUCGUCCGUAUCCAUCCACAUAUAUCAAACGAAACAUAACACCAGCAGCAAGAGGAGGCAGACCUGGUGGAAACUCUGACUCCAGAAACCGAUCCCGUUCACCAGUUCGGGCUCGACCUCAUCAUCGUUCUAGGUCCCGAGAUAGACGUCGAGUGUCUCGAUCAAGAUCACGAAGCACAGGCCAUAGGAAACGAUCCGAUUCUCGAGAUCGUUACGAGCGACGUCGAGCCUCACCCGAAAAGAACCGCCCUAUACGUAGGUCUUCCUACAGUCGUUCCCCAGAAAGGAAAAGACGCCAUUCACGUUCCCUAGAAAGAAGUCACAGAGGGGUUCCCUCGAGACGCAGUCCAACUCCGCAAAAAACUCGACCGUUACAAUCCCACCAUCGUAAGGCAUCUCCAACUCCAGAGAGAAAGAAAGCCGAUAAGCACAAGAAAUCGAAAAAGAAGCACCAUUCAUCCUCUGAUUCGGAAUCGGAUUCCGAUUCCUCUGGCGACGACCGACGUUCCAAAAAGAAAAGUAAGAAGAAAUCCAGCGGCAAGAAAAAAUCUAGGAAAAGCAAAAAAUACUCCUCGGAUGACGGUAGUAGCAGUAGCAGCAGCAGUGAUUCCGAUUCAAGUGCCGAUGCCAGGCGGAAGAAAAAGAAGAACAAAACCAAAAGGCGUAAAUAAGGAACGUAGGAAACUUGUACUUAAGAUGAUUGUUGUUACGAAAGUAAUAGAUUGAAUACAGACUUGUUAUUUCGAUGUUUCCAGCACCCGUAUUGUAAUUAAAUAGUUUUGGUUUCUUCUUCACAAUUGAAGUAAGUACCUACCAGAUCAAAUAACUCA
Molecule: messenger RNA, 2298 nt
Organism: Uranotaenia lowii
Lineage: Eukaryota; Metazoa; Arthropoda; Insecta; Diptera; Culicidae
Product: peptidyl-prolyl cis-trans isomerase sig-7
Exons: 2
Coding region: 142-2139 (665 amino acids)
Biological process (GO): protein peptidyl-prolyl isomerization
Cellular component (GO): nucleus
Molecular function (GO): RNA binding; peptidyl-prolyl cis-trans isomerase activity
Source: RefSeq, a predicted model, not a curated record